This is a messenger RNA of Pezoporus occidentalis (night parrot), 820 nucleotides long. Its product is annotated as E3 ubiquitin-protein ligase TRIM7-like. Gene Ontology annotation, cellular component: cytoplasm. Lineage: Eukaryota; Metazoa; Chordata; Aves; Psittaciformes; Psittacidae. The record is from RefSeq and is a predicted model, not a curated record. Gene Ontology annotation, molecular function: ubiquitin protein ligase activity; protein binding. Gene Ontology annotation, biological process: innate immune response; regulation of gene expression; protein ubiquitination. The coding region runs from base 183 to 761 and encodes 192 amino acids. The transcript is spliced from 3 exons.
AGCCCCCAGCGCAGCUCCCCAGGCCCCCAGCCCCUCUGCGCUCAGAUCAGCUCCAUCAAACAAGCGGGGUGAGCCCAGCCCCGCCGUGGGGAGAGCGGGGCUGUGCAGAGCAGGCUGAAGCCUUCAGACGCACCCAAACCCUCCUUUCCUGGAGUCUGCCUACAGACCUGCUUGAAGCUGGGAUGGAGAGAGAAGAGAGUGAGCCCCUGCCCGGGGAGGUGGAGGAGAUGAGUGGAAGAGGCACCGUGAGCCUGGACCCGGACAGCGCCAACCCCUUCCUCCGCCUGGCUGCCGACGGGCGAGGCGUGAGCCGCGGGGACGAGUGGAGCCCAGCGCCCGCCACGGCCGAGCGCUUCGACACGGAGCCGUGCGUGCUGGGCGCCCAGGGCUUCGCGGUGGGGAGGCACUGCUGGGCCGUGGAGGUGGCCCAGGGGGGUCAGUGGUGGGCCCUGGGGGUGGCGCAGGAGUCCGUCAGGAGGAAAGGGGUCCUCGGCUUUACCCCGCGGGAGGGAAUCUGGGCCGUGGGGCAGUGGUUUGGACAAUACUUUGCUUUCACUGACCCGGACUGGACGCCCCUGCACCUCCCCUGCCUCCCCCGGGCCAUCCGGGUGUGCCUGGACUUGGCGGGCGGGCAGGUGGCCUUUGCCGAUGCCGAGACCGAGGCCCCCAUCUUUGCCUUCCGCCUGGAUUCGAGGCCCGGGGAGAGGCUGCGGCCCUGGCUCUGGGUGGGGACGGACUCGUGGCUCCAGCUGCGGCCCUGACGUGGGCGAGCGCGCGCGGAGGCCUGGAGAGGAGAACGCCAUCACCCGGGGCUUGGCGC